GGCUCAAUGACCACAUGCCACUCAAUGAUUUUCCCCUCCAUUAUCAUUUCCAUGAAUUGAGCGUCUACACCUACUCGUCGUCAAAGCCAAGCGUAAGAGCCAUAAGAGAAACACAAGGAAUUCCCUCGAAACAAUCAUGGGCAUGGGUACCAACCUUGACGCGCUGCCUCCUCCAGUCCUGGACGCGGACGCGAACUCUCACGGGACAAUGAAGAUUGGAAAUACCGAAAAGAGGGAUAUCCUCAGAGCGAUCGAGAAGAAAUACCAAAUGCUCUGGCAACAGGAAAAGGUGUUCGAGUCCGAUGCGCCGCCAUGCUCAGAAUAUCCGCUGGACUCGAUAUCAGCAGAUGAGCUGCGACUCGAGGUGCCCAAAUUCUUUGGAACCAUGGCAUACCCUUACGUGAAUGGCGUUCCGCAUCUGGGCCAUGGCUUUACUAUUUCCAAAGUGGAUUUCACCACCCGUGCUGCAAGAGCCCAGGGCACAAACACGCUGUAUCCUCAGGGGUACCACGCAACGGGCAUGCCGAUUAAGGCCUGCGCAGACAAACUUACAAACGAGAUCGCCAUGUUUGGAAAGACGUUCGCCGCCUAUGAUGAGAGCGACGUCCCCGAGGCUUCGGGCAGUGAUGCAGUGCCUCUGGCCCAGUCCAAGGCCGAUGUCACCAAGUUCACCAACCUGAAGAAAGGUAAGGCGGCACUGAAAUCUGGCAAGGGAAAGUAUCAGUUUCAAGUCAUGAUGUCGCUGGGCAUCCCUCGCGAGGAGAUUCACAAAUUUGCCGAUGCCAACUACUGGCUACACUAUUUUCCCCAGUUGUGGCAGCAGCAUCUGACCGAGUUCGGCUGUGGUAUCGACUGGCGUCGCAGCUUCAUUACAACCGACAUCAACCCAUACUACGACUCUUUCGUACGGUGGCAGAUGCGCCGGUUGAGAAACCUUGGGAAGAUCCGCUUCGGAAAGCGCUACACGGCCUAUUCUCCGAAAGAUGGUCAGCCAUGCCUGGAUCACGACCGUUCUUCUGGUGAGGGCGUCCUGGUCCAAGAAUACGUCGCUUUGAAGUGCAGGGUCGUGAAGUGGUCUGCGCCGGUCCAAGAGAUUAUUUCAUCAGGCACCAGCAUCCCAGACAAUGCCCAAGUCUUCAUGAUCCCAGCAACUCUACGACCAGAGACCAUGUAUGGCCAAACAAAUCUCUUCAUCUCACCCAACAUCUCGUACGGCAUCUUCAGGGUUUCUGACACAGUCUUCUAUCUCGCCACAAACAGAGCCGCACGCAACAUGGCUUUUCAAGGCAUUUUUCCCGACUGGGGACAUGCCCCCAAGGUCAUGGAAAUACAGGGUUCGCAUCUGAUCGGUUCAGCUGUUCACGCUCCACUCAGCAUUCGGGACGUCGUUUACGUGAUUUCCAUGGACACGAUCAAGGAAACGAAGGGAACGGGCGUGGUUACGUCCGUGCCCUCGGACAGCCCAGACGACUACGCCAUGACGCGUGAGUUGUUCAGAAAGGCAAAGUUCUAUGGACUCGAUCCUCAAUGGGUCUGUCAGGAUAUCUUUCCCAUAAUUGACACACCCGAAUACGGCAAUACGAUAGCCCCGGCUCUCGUCGAUAAGCUGAAGAUCAACUCGCCAAAAGACGAACGGCAGCUCCUCAAGGCCAAGGAGCUGGCCUACAAGAUAGGAUUCUAUCAGGGCACCAUGAUCUACGGGCCGUUUACCGGGAUGUCGGUUCAGGAGGCGAAAUCGCGUGUUCGCCAGCAGCUCCUGGACUCGGGAGAUGCCUUUGUCUAUUGCGAGCCUGAUGGCUUGGUGAUCUCUCGCUCGGGUGAUGAGUGUGUUGCGGCAUUUCUCGAUCAGUGGUAUUUGACAUAUGGUGUGGACGAGGCUUGGAGGAGCGAGACUCUAGGCCACCUUCUCAACCAGGAUGGGCUCGGCUUCAACUGUUUCAACACGGUCACAAAGCACUCGCUCCAACAAACGUUUGGGUGGAUGAACGAGUGGUCCGUCACUCGCCAGUAUGGACUGGGCACAGACUUACCUUGGGAUCCAUCUCAGAUGGUGGAGGGCCUGUCCGAUUCCACCAUCUACAUGGCGUAUUACACCGUCGCACACUACUUGCAUUCCGACAUCUACGGAAGACAGCUUGGGAGUGCGGGUAUCAAGGCUUCACAGAUGACGGAUGGUGUAUGGGAGUACAUUUUCGCUCUUGCCGAUGGAGUACAGAGUGACAUCCCGAAGGACACUCUCGAUGCCAUGCGAAGGGAGUUCAUUUACUGGUACCCCUUGGAUGUCCGCAUCAGCGGAAAGGACCUGGUCAACAAUCACCUAAUCUUCUUUCUCUACAUCCACCAGGCUAUCUGGGGAAAAACAUACAGAAGUUUGGGCGGAUGCCACUCGAAUCGCGCUGGCCGACGGCGGAGUGGCAUCGACGACGCCAAUUUCGAGGAGACAACCGCCAACGCCACAAUCCUGAAGCUCUAUGAGCUGAAAAGAUGGAUCGAGAACGUCAUCCAUUACCCACGGCUGCUGAAAGCCGACGAGGAGUUUAGCCAUGUCAGGGUCGCAGAAAAGCUAGAUAGUGUCGCCUCCAUUCAAAGAACAGGUGCCAGGACAUUCUGGGACAUGCUAUUUUUGAACGACCUGAGCAUAUUGAUCCGUCAAGCUGUCCAAGCAUACCGGUUGACGAAUUUCAAGGCGGUGCUCAAGUUUGGCUUCUAUGACUUCACUGCCGCCCGUGAUAGUUAUCGUGCAGCCUCCCAUGCAGCGUCGAUCGGGAUGCAUCAUGAGUGCGUCCGAUACUGCGUCGGAUGCCAGGCGCUCAUGAUGUGUGUCUCUGCACCGCAUUGGGCAGAUUACGUCUGGAGAGAGAUUCUGUUGAAACCUUCUACAAUCCAGCUUGAACCUUUCCCUGAGGUGCCUGAGCCCAGCCGGGAGCUUGAAUCAAUUUCCGACUACAUUAGGAAAACAACAACUCGUGUCUUAGCGGCCCACGCGGCUCAGCAAAAGCGCCUAGCGAAGGGGAAAGGGGUGCUUUUUGAUCCUGGCAAGGACAAGUACCUCAACAUCUACGUGGCAAAGUCCUGGCCCUCAUGGCAGAAACGAUAUAUUGAUCUCGUUCGAGACAUGUUCGAGGGCAUCACCUUGGAUGUCAAGAGCGUGGCAAAGCAGGUGGAAAAGACGGAUAUAAAGAGGGCUUUGCCCUUUGUCCAGGAGCUCAAGCGUAAAUUGGAAUCCGGAGAGGCACCUAACGCCGUGCUUGAUAGGACCUUGGCUUUUGACGAGACAGUGGUUUUGCAGGAACUGGUGCCGGUCUUACAGUCGACUGUGCCAGGUCUCAAGGCGGUGAAAGUAAUUGUUAUGGAAGAGCAAAGCCAAAACGGAGGGAAAUCAGGUGAGAAGAUCACAGCAAGCGGCAUCCCGCAAAUCGCAAGCUCAGCGGAACCGGGUAACCCCGCGUUUGAGUUUCACAACGUGUGA
This is a messenger RNA of Canariomyces notabilis, 3469 nucleotides long. Its product is annotated as leucyl-tRNA synthetase. NCBI's taxonomy places the organism in Eukaryota, Fungi, Ascomycota, Sordariomycetes, Sordariales, Chaetomiaceae. Gene Ontology annotation, molecular function: aminoacyl-tRNA deacylase activity; leucine-tRNA ligase activity; ATP binding. The coding region runs from base 137 to 3469 and encodes 1110 amino acids. Gene Ontology annotation, biological process: leucyl-tRNA aminoacylation. The record is from RefSeq and is a predicted model, not a curated record. The transcript has 9 exons.